Messenger RNA from Oreochromis aureus, 5560 nucleotides. RefSeq names its product potassium voltage-gated channel modifier subfamily V member 1 (gene kcnv1). Gene Ontology annotation, molecular function: protein binding; voltage-gated potassium channel activity. Gene Ontology annotation, cellular component: voltage-gated potassium channel complex; membrane. The record is from RefSeq and is a predicted model, not a curated record. Gene Ontology annotation, biological process: protein homooligomerization; potassium ion transmembrane transport. The transcript has 3 exons. NCBI's taxonomy places the organism in Eukaryota, Metazoa, Chordata, Actinopteri, Cichliformes, Cichlidae. Bases 3468 to 4961 code for a protein of 497 amino acids.
UUUCAAAACAUUUUCUAAAAUGUAACAAUAUGGAACAAUGUACAUGUUCUCACUUUCAUUGGAAUAUUGUUUAUUAAAGGGUCUGACAUAGGUGAGCUGGUCAGUGCAAACAACUGAAGAACACAGACAACAGUUAAUGCCGAACUAAAUUUAAAACGGUCUAAUUUUUACCCAAACCGUGUGCACAAACCUCUGCAGGGAUCUAAAUGUCGACCCAGAGUCAGCGCUUCUGCUGUUUGCUACAUCAGUUUUUGUGGUUUUCAGGCUUCAAGAAGCAUCAUUAUGCCAACAAUAUAAACAUUGUUUUAGGUGUAUUUGAGUUAGCCAAAAACUUGACUGAAUUUUCAUAUACAAGCUGUUUUCCAAGGCUAUAGUAUUUGCCUGCAAACAACAGAUUUCAGGGAUCAGCGAGGCUAAUGCCUUUCACACCGCUUUGUCUCAACUCAAAAAAGUCACACAAGUAAAAGAUGACUUACCAAGCAUGGCAGACAAAUCAAAAAUCUCUAGAGCUAAAUGUUCUGAAACGGCUUCACUUUGGUGCCGGGGGCAGAGUCUGUGAAUUUACUCUAUUAGUGUCAUAGCCCCUUUAGGAGUUCAGAGGUCAAGAGUUCAUGUUUCCAUUGUAACGCCACCAGAUUUGAUAUAUAAACACUCGAUUUUAACUACUAUUAUUUUACACCUCAGACUUACAUUUAAAGACUGUGACUCUACUGUGAGUCAAAUUAAAGUACUAACACCAACACAUUUAACACUUUUGAAACUGCUAUGCAGGUAAUUUCCAGGCCGGACACAUGGCGGCGCUGUGGCAGCAGUGUCUGUGAGGCUCACAAAAGUGGAGCACAUUUUUAUUCUCGGGCUCAGUUGCACUGUUGCCUAGCAACAGCAGCAGCAUCUCAGAGAGAGGGGCGUCCCGUAUGGAGGGCGAUUAAUGCCAUGCACGGCUGCACACCAGCUCGUUCUCAUUAUUAUCACUUUGGAUGUUUGUCUUCAUCGAUGUGGGCGGGAACAGCGUGGCUGCUGCUCCGCCUUCUCCUGUUCACCCCACGUAGUGGGCAGAGUAAACUGUCCAAUCAGAAUUCAAAGCUAAGCUGUCAAAAACAUGAAUUCUGCCUGCAGGGAAUGAAGUAAUCAGAUUACACCACAGGCAGAUUUGUUACUGAUGGAAGACUCUUGGUGUCAGAGACUGUGAAGCACACCGAGAAUAAUUAAGAAAUAAAACUUUAUGUAAAUGUUGGCUCCAAACGCUGAUUUUGUAUCGAUACUGCAGGGCCAGCGUCCCUGCCGGCACCACCGCCAGCUUCACUGACAGCACCACCUAGCGUUACCGCUAGCUUCACCGACAGCGCCACUGCCAGCUUCACCGCCAGCUUCACGGACAGCACCACCGCCAGCGCCACCGACAGCAGCUGAUGCUGAAGAUGUCAUCACUAGAACAUCACUGCUUGCUUUAUUCAUUUUCAUGCACGCUCACACGUCUGCACUGCUGCUCUCAGGGUGCUGCCUGUUUGCCACUUCAUACUGCAGUGUGUCACUAAGCAGCCUCCAUACCUACAGCCUCACUUUUAAAAGCACACCGCGAAUCAGAGAGAGCAGAGAGCUGGAGGGAGCGCCAGGUCCUCCUGCUACAGACCUCCUCUCUGAACACCUCCUCGUCUGUGCUCGUCUCUGACACCAGCUGGACUUUAUCUCUGCUGUCAGCAUGUGAGGACGUGGAGCUAUCGCCUCUUGAUUUAGAGCAGGUGAGUCCGUAAGCUGAAGCGUGUUCACUGAAGCAGCUCUCAGGUGGUCUGGAAACUAUGACCUGUCAUUUCUGUGCAUGUGUUUUAGGACAUGUCUGUAAUCUGCAGCUGAUGCAGAGACUCUCCCCAAAUGGAGUCAUCGAGUCUUUGCUUAAAUUAAGAUUUUAAGCUUUUAAUAAAAGACCCAAACUGUCACUUUAACCUGGGGGGGUGGUGGAAUAAACUGAGGUGUGUCUGUGUUCUCCUCGAGUCCCGGAGGGACAUAUUUCAUAUUCUGCUGCUGGUUUGAUCAUCAUCAUCAUCAUCGGCAUCUUCCUGUAAAAAGGUAAAAGAUACAGAGCAGUGAAGCUGUCCUGCAGCUGUCAAAGCGACAUAAAGGCGUCGUGUCACAUCGUUUCCUCCAGCUGUGACCUUUUCCUGCAACACAAUGUUUUUUUGCAAUUUAAAUCCGCGCUUCACGCCGAGCUCUGAGUUCCUCCCAAACUCUAAAAAUAUAUUUAAAAAAAAACUUUAAAAUGUGAUAAAAUUGACACGUUGAAGGUGAAAGAAACGUGAUUCUGCCCAGAAACAGGAAGCUUUAUUUUACUGUUGGUAUUAUCUUCUUCAUGAAGCAUCAGUUUGACUUUCCUCAAAUGUGAUCAGUCGGCUUUAAAGAUACAUGCGCAGACUAGUUGUCUGCUCAGAGUCACACUGGUCUGACUGGUCUGAGUGUGCAGUCUGUAAGGGGGACAGGUCCCACUGCUGUAAUACUGCAGUACACCAAAGUACACGCCUCUGAUUUAAAUGAACUUCAGUGUGGGACCUUGUAGAACCGUCUUUGCUCUGUAACGUUUUGAUAACAGCACAUCUGUGUCCCAUACACCGCACUGCACAGGAACAGUCUGUUAACUGGAGUGCACAUCUGUAGGAACAUCUGUUUAUUUACUCAUUUUUCAUACCAUGUGGCAGUUUGGCCUCAAGCAUCAGCAUCUCCUGUCGCACACGUGCUCGCCAAGGCUCCCAGGGAGGGGUCAUAUCCUGGAGCAGAAGAUGUACCUGAAAUCCUGCAGGUUUGGUUGUUCAGAGCUUUAUGAGGCUCAGAGGUCCCUGCUCUAACUGUACUGGAGGUGUGAACUGUUGUCUGAGCACAGGAAAAUAAGUCGCUCUGUGCUGAGAGCGUAAAAGCUGCACAGCCUCAGUUUGUCAGACUACAGGUAAAGCUGCACCUGUGCGGGUCUGCCCGUUUCUCACCUGCUUCUAAAAAAAGCUCCCACCACAUCACCUGAGACAGGUGUUGCUGUGUGAGACGGCCACACUGGAACAUCAGCAGUGUUUCGUGGCAUGACUUUUUGACUGUCAGUGAGGCGUUGAGCUCAUUCUUAGCAUCUUUACUGUUUCCUUUCUUCCAGCUCCUGCUCUCUGUUCUUAGUAACCAAAGAGUAAUCAGGUGUUUACGGGGGAAAUACAGAGAAAGGUUUUUGGGGACUGACUCGCUGUUUUCUUUAACAAUCACAUACUGUCUCGAUACUCCAGCAGCAGGAUUAAAGUCGCUCAUGUUUAUUUAGCAGUUUCUAUUUAUAAACACGUCAAUGCUUCCUGACAGGAGCUGAUUCCACCAAUCGGCACGUGUUGUUAAGAAUUUAAACGUAAACAACAACCAGGCCCCUGUAUGCAUGUCAGUGUGCCCCCUGUUGGCCAAAGCUGUACUCUGUCUUCUCACCCCUGUGCUCCUCCAGCUUCUCCUCCAUCAUGAGCCUCUUCUCCAGUUCGAUGGCGGGUCUGGGGUCGGAGGUGUGUAGCGACACCGCCUCCCUGGUCUCUUUGGAGUCGAGCGUUUUCUUCAGCGAGCCGAUGGUGUCCUGCGUCAGAGACCCGCUCAACUUCUUUAUUGUCAACGUGGGCGGGAGUCGCUACGUGCUGUCGCAGGAUCUGCUGGCGUCCUAUCCGGAGACCCGUCUGGGGAAACUGGUCUGCUGCAGCCGAGAUUCGGCGCUGGAGCUCUGCGACGAUGCCGACUUCCUGGAGAACGAGUUCUUCUUUGACAGGAACUCCCAGGCCUUCCAGUACGUGAUGAACUACUACCGGACGGGUCACCUGCACGUCAUGGAGGAGCUGUGUGAGAUCUCCUUCCUGCAGGAGAUCGAGUACUGGGGCAUCGACGAGCUCCGCAUCAACCCCUGCUGCCGUGAGCGCUACUACCGCCGCAAGGAGCAGAAGGAGAGCCUCGAGGUACAGCGGGAGCUCGAUGCCGACGACGGGGACGAGGACUUUGCGGGCGCCGCCUGCCCGGCCGCUCGCCGCCGCCUCUGGGAUGUCCUAGAGAAACCAGAGUCAUCGCGUGCUGCUCGGACCUUCGGCUCACUCUCGAUGUUCUUCGUGGUGUUGUCGGUCAUCAACAUGGUGCUCAUCUCGCUGGACUUGGGUGAGGACUUUGGAGCGGGUGGCCUCGGCAUCGGCGCUCCACUGCUCUUCGACGCCCUGGAAUACGUGUGUGUCGUGUGGUUCACGAUCGAGCUGGCGCUUCGGUUCCUCUGCGUCAGGGACAAGUGCCGAUUCAGUCGGAGCAUUCCCAACGUCAUCGAUCUGCUUGCCAUCCUCCCGUUCUACGUAACUCUGGUGGUGGAGAACCUCCACGGAGGAUCCACCGAGCUGGAGAACAUGGGCCGUGUGGUGCAGGUGCUGCGCCUCCUGAGGUCACUCCGCAUGCUGAAGCUGGGCCGGCACUCGACAGGAUUGAAGUCUCUCGGUAUGACCAUCGCGCAGUGCUACGAGGAGGUCGGCCUUCUGCUCCUCUUCCUCGGUGUGGGCAUCUCCAUUUUUGCGACUGUGGUCUUCGCCCUGGAGCACGACCUUCCUGCCACCACCUUCACCAGCGUUCCCACCGCCUGGUGGUGGGCGACCACGUCUAUGACCACGGUGGGCUACGGGGACGUGCGGCCUGACACGGCGGUGGGAAAGGUGCUCGCCUUUCUCUGCAUCCUGUCUGGGAUCCUAAUCUUGGCGCUUCCCAUCGCCAUCAUCAACGACCGCUUCUCCGCCUGCUACUUCACCCUGAAGAUGAAGGAGGCAGCGAUACGACACGGCGAGAUGCUGAAGCGACUGGCCCGCGGCUCGGUGGGGGAGGCGGGGCCGGGCGUGAACCUGAGGGACGCCUAUGCCCGGAGCGUGCUGGAGAUGAUGAGGCUGCACGGACGGGAAAGGGCGAGCACAAGAAGCAGCGGGGGCGACGACCUGUGGUGGUAACAAGAACAGCCCCACCCCUGUGACCUCUGACCCCUCUGUGAAACACACACACGAUGACCCCAGCAGCAGCAGAGCCCCUGAUUGGACGAGAGGACGACAGCAGGAAGGUAGACCCAGAGAGACGAGUGUGAACAUGCUCAGACCGUCCCGCUGUACGUUCUGUGGGUCACGUAUGUGUCCAGCAGCCCAGAGAGCAGCGUGUUCCUGUUUAACUCAUGACUUUAUUUACAAAACACAUUUUCUCUCUGAACAUUAGGCCCACCCCCAAAGUAAAACAGUAUCUGAUUAUGAGCCUCAGCUUCUACUGAGCAUGUGCAGACCUGCCGGUGUUUGUUCAACACUUCAGCGAGCACCCCUGAGAGGAGGUGAAAUCAUCAGAGCAGGAGGUGCAGAUGGUCUUCCUCGUGGGCGGUCGGUGUAACUCUGCAAAUCUGAAUAUUAAUAAUCCCCCAGCUGAGCGCACUCAGGCUGGUUCUGAUUGGCUAUUGGGUUUGUCUUACACGCCUCAGACGUCUAGCAUUAAAUCUGUGCUUUGAUCUUAAGCUAUAUUCACACGUUUCCCUCAGAGGCAAUGAAACUCGUCUUCAAUCAUCAUCGUC